CAAUAUGUUGUUGUUGUUGCAACAAGCCAAACCAAACUCAACACAUUGACACCACUUUCUGGAGGGUAAGUGCAACAAGGUAAACAACUCAUCGAUCACUUCAUUAAACAAUUUUCAUUUGAAUUGGUUGGUCAACUCUAAAAGAUGACCACAAACCUACUCCUUUAAAUUGGAGACAAUUGUUUACUUUCCAUAUCCUACCAUAUUCAUUCUCUCUCUCUCUCUCUCUCUCUCUCUCUCUCCCCGCCUGACCAUUUUUCUUCUCCAAUGGAGUUGGGCAGUGUCGUCCAGUUCCUUGAGAACAAGAACAUUUUAGUCACUGGUGCCACUGGCUUCCUGGCAAAGAUUUUUGUGGAGAAGAUAUUAAGAGUUCAACCAAAUGUGAAGAAGCUGUAUCUACUUCUGAGAGCUGCUGAUGCAAAGUUAGCAUCACAAAGGUUUCAUAACGAGGCGGUAGCGAAGGACUUAUUUAGGGUUCUGAGAGAGAAAAUGGGAGGAAGCUUGAAUGCCCUUAUUUCGGAAAAAAUCACUCUGGUCCCCGGCGAUGUCACAUGUGAAAACCUGGGCGUGAAAGACUCCAAUUUGGUGGAAGAAAUGUGGAGAGAGGUGGAUAUUGUGGUUAAUUUGGCUGCAACUACCAACUUUGACGAAAGAUACGACAUUGCGUUCGAUCUCAAUACAAUGGGAGCCAAGAAUGUCUUGAACUUUUCCAAAGAAUGUGCAAAAUUAGAGAUGCUUCUCCACGUAUCUACCGCUUACGUAUCCGGUGAGAGAGGAGGAUUAAUACUUGAAAAACCCUAUUACAUGAGCGAGACGCUCAAUGGGGCUCCUGGGCUACACCUUGACAGGGAGAAGAACAUUAUGGAGGAGAGAUUGAUUGAACUCCAGGCGAAGGGGGCUACAGAUCAAGAAAUUACUUUGGCAAUGAAGGAUUUGGGCAUUCAAAGAGCAAGGAAGUAUGGGUGGCCAAACACCUAUGUAUUUACGAAGGCAAUGGGAGAGAUGCUUUUGGGGCAGAUCAAAGGAAAUAUUCCUCUAGUCAUCCUCCGUCCUACCAUUAUUACAAGUACUUACAAGGAACCUUUCCCUGGUUGGGUUGAAGGUAUCAGAACUCUUGAUAGCUUAGUGGUUGGUUAUGGAAAGGGAAGAUUGACAUCCUUCGUUGGUGAUCGGCAAACUAUAUUAGAUAUGAUCCCAGCAGACAUGGUGGUGAACUCAAUGCUGGUAGCAAUGGCAGCUAAUGCAAAUGAAUUAGCAUCAGAUGAUGUGGUGAUUUACCAAGUGGGUUCCUCGGUUUCAAACCCAAUGAGAUUGAAUCCUAUUCAGGAUUAUGCCCAGCUUUAUUUCAAGAAGCAUCCAUGGAUUGGAAAAGAUGGAAAGGCCGUUAAAGUUGGCAACAUUACUUGGUUAAGCUCCAUGGCUUGCUUCCGCAGAUACGUGGCCAUUCGUUACUUGCUUCCACUCAAGGGAUUACAAAUAGCAAAUACAACAUUUUGUCAUUCUUUUGAAGGCAGGUACUCUUAUUUGCGUAGAAAAAUCAAGUUCGUGAUGCGAUUGGUAGAACUCUACGAGCCCUACUUGUUCUUCAAGGGCAGGUACGAUGAUACAAACACGGAAAAGUUACGAAUGGCAGUAAGAGAAGGCGGUAUCGACGCCAAUGUGUUCUACUUUGAUCCUAAGAUCAUCAACUGGGAAGACUACUUCAUGAAUGUUCACUUUCCUGGAGUUGUUAACUAUGUAUUCAAGUGAUCAUUAACUACUACUACCAUAAGUUGUAUGCUGUGUUUAAUUUGGGGGGUUACACUUGCACGUCAAAAAAUUGUGCUUUCAGAUUGACCAGUUUAUUUUAUUUAAUUCUUGGUUGUUUAUUUGAAGACAAUCUCUAUAUAUUAUUAAUUGCUUCAAAUGUGUUUGAAUAUUAAUAUCUUAUGAUGUAUUAAUUCCGUUGUACUCGUUAUCAUGAUGAAAUUCUUGGGAUUAAUAUUGCAUUUUAAA
Rhododendron vialii is the source of this 1995-nucleotide messenger RNA. RefSeq names its product alcohol-forming fatty acyl-CoA reductase-like. Gene Ontology annotation, biological process: long-chain fatty-acyl-CoA metabolic process; suberin biosynthetic process. Lineage: Eukaryota; Viridiplantae; Streptophyta; Magnoliopsida; Ericales; Ericaceae. Gene Ontology annotation, cellular component: intracellular membrane-bounded organelle. Gene Ontology annotation, molecular function: alcohol-forming very long-chain fatty acyl-CoA reductase (NADP+) activity. Bases 268 to 1749 code for a protein of 493 amino acids. The record is from RefSeq and is a predicted model, not a curated record. The transcript is spliced from 10 exons.